Molecule: messenger RNA, 1704 nt
Organism: Phyllopteryx taeniolatus (common seadragon)
Lineage: Eukaryota; Metazoa; Chordata; Actinopteri; Syngnathiformes; Syngnathidae
Gene: ncf1
Product: neutrophil cytosolic factor 1
Exons: 11
Coding region: 80-1315 (411 amino acids)
Biological process (GO): superoxide anion generation; respiratory burst
Cellular component (GO): NADPH oxidase complex; cytoplasm
Molecular function (GO): phosphatidylinositol binding; superoxide-generating NADPH oxidase activator activity; protein binding
Source: RefSeq, a predicted model, not a curated record
GAACACACACACACACAUACACUCGAAUACAUAUAAGGUCUCAGCAGCCUCACAUCAGUUGGUCUUCAUCCAUCCCAACAUGGAGGAAGUCUACAUCCGACACGUGAAGUUGCUCGGCUUCGAGAAACGCUUUUACCCAAGUCAGCACUAUGUCUACAUGCUGAUGGUGAAGUGGACCGACCUCUCGGAGAAACUGAUUUUCAGGACAUACCCUGAAAUCUACACUUUCCAUAGAUCCCUGAAAGAUAUGUUUCCUAUCGAAGCCGGCCAAAUAGAAAGGAGGGAUCGAAUCAUUCCAUCGUUGCCAGCACCGCGGUGGGUGGAGAGCCAAAGGUCUCGGGAAAGCAAGCAGAGCACGUUGACCGAGUACUGCCUGUCGCUCAUCGCGCUGCCGCCGCACAUCUCACGCUGUGCGCACCUCAACGUCUUCUUCAAAGUGCGACAAGAGGACGAAAAUCCACCGGCUCCAAACACAGGGAAAAAAAGUGAAAUCUUCUUGGAGACCAAAGUCAGCAACAACAUAUCUGAGAUUUCUGGGCCCAUCAUACUGGACUCGUACAGAGUGAUCGCAGACUUCACCAAGACGUCCAAACACGAGCUUAACCUGCGCACAGGAGACUUGGUGGAAAUCGUGGAGAAAAAACAGAAUGGCUGGUGGUUCUGCCAGUGUGAGACUAAACGAGGUUGGGCUCCUGCCACCUACCUGGAACCCCUUGACGGACCUGAGGAGGCAGAGGAUGUGGAGCCAAAUUAUGAAGGAGAAUUGCACGUAACAGUCCGAGCCUAUAAGGCGGAGACGGACGAUGAGAUCUCACUGGAAAUGGGAGAAACCAUUGAGGUCAUUCACAAGCUUUUGGACGGCUGGUGGGUUGUCAGGAAAGGCGAGGAAACCGGUCACUUCCCCUCCAUGUUCCUGCACAAAGCAGGCAAAGGAGCCAAAUAUGAAUAUGACGCCAAGCAACCGCAGGGACAGAAACCUCCUCCUCGCAGGUCCACCAUUAAGAAUGUCAAGAGCAUCCACCAGCGAGCCCGACAGAGCCUCAGCCAGGAAUCCUACCGCAGGAACAGCCGCCGAUACCUGCAGCAGAAGGGCGGACGCCCCACCGCCUCACCCCGGAAAUCCAAGAUCCCGGAAAAUUCGCCCUUGAGGGAGCGGAAAAAUCAAGGGAACAUUCCUGAGCAACGGAGCUUCAGUUCCGGGAGCAAGCUGAAGCCAGAGCCCCCGGUGAUCCCGCCGCGACCAAGCCCCGAGCUCAUCCUGGAACGCUGCACCGACAACACCCGCAAAAAAGUCAGCAUCCGCAACAGCAGCUAGUGUGGAACCGCAGCUGGCGUCCCCCAAGGUUCCCCCAUGCGCCUCCCACCACUCCUACAAGUUAUCUCUUCUUGAGCUAAUUUAUUUAAUGCUCCCUCAGUUGUGGUGAAGCAUUCAUUGAUUGUUAAGUUAUUGGUGAAUCCUCCCAUUUUAUCAUUUUUUUGUUUAAAAAACUACAUGAAAAUUGUAAAUAAAUUACAGUUCACAGUGAUUCCCAAACUUGCGCAAGAUUCUUAGCAAUUAUCCAACUUCAUUGAUUUGGACCCAAUAUUAUUAACAAUGUAUCUUUUUUCAACUAUAUACUAUGCCAGCAAUGUAUAGUGACAGGCAGAACGACUGAAUGCUCUUCCACUAAAUGGCAAAAGGUACAAUAAACCUAACCGAACUGG